This is a messenger RNA of Suillus plorans, 1918 nucleotides long. RefSeq names its product WD40-repeat-containing domain protein. NCBI's taxonomy places the organism in Eukaryota, Fungi, Basidiomycota, Agaricomycetes, Boletales, Suillaceae. The record is from RefSeq and is a predicted model, not a curated record. The transcript is spliced from 10 exons. The coding region runs from base 235 to 1872 and encodes 545 amino acids. Gene Ontology annotation, molecular function: protein binding.
GGCCUGCGAAAACCAAACAAGGCCAAAUCUUUGGCCGGACUUGGGCUUGUUUUAAUAUUAUUACAGCCCUUGAAUAAACGUGUUCGAACGCGUCCAAAUACUGAACGCAAAUAGACUGAACUUUUCCAUCACCAGUACUGCAGCGGCAACGCAAGUGGGAUGCGUGUGCCAAGGCAGCCUCGUGUCUGGGGCGUCUAAUGAGGCACGAGUUGGGCACGAGGCAGAGAAAGAUUGAUGAAUAUUUGCCAUACGCUUGCAAUCCUUCGACCAAGUCUACCUCGAUUGUACCCCAUAAGAUCGACCUCCAAUCAAAUGGCGUCGCUCGCUCCAAGCACCACGCCAGUUCGAGUGUUUGAAGAUCAUGAAAGGCGUAUAAACGCAGUUGCAGUUUUACCUGAUCAACGGCGCAUGGUCACAAGCUCGGAAGAUAAUACACUUCGUCUGUGGGACUUGAAGGAAGGUGCUGUGUUGAAGAAAAUGGUGGGGCAUCAUGCCAAUGUGAAAGCAUUGGCGGUAUCACAAGAUGGGCAAUUAAUAGCAAGCGGUGAUCUGGACGGAGAGCUCAAUGCUUGGCAUGGAGACACUGGAGAUUCUCUCACCCCAACUAUCCAAGCUCACGAAAAUAUCUAUUCCCUGGAUUUUUCUCCAGACGGCUCAAUGCUAGCAAGUGGUUCAUGGGACGACACGACCAAGCUGUGGAACACAACCACGUGGCAACCUUCAGGAGCACCAAUCAGUUGUGGUGCAGAUGUCAACUGCGUUCGGUAUUCGCCAUCCGGCAAGCGUGACUGCGUCGCGAAGUUCGAGGGUCACGCAGCGUUCAACUCAUUCAACUAUUCUCUCGCCUGGACGCCCGAUGCUACAUGCCUUCUCUCAGCAGGCACUACCAUACGGGCGUGGGAUUCAUCGACCUGGGAGCAGGUUGGUCAUCCAUGGAGAGGUCAUACCGAUGCUAUCAACUCCAUUGUCGUCAAUGCAUCUGGCACGCUCCUUGCAUCUGCAUCUAGUGAUAAAUCUGUACGCUUCUGGCGGCUCUCGGAUCGGCCAAUGAUGCACUCCAGCAAAGUGCGGUGCGUCGCCUUCUCCGUAGAUGGCAAGCAUAUCCUCAGCGGAGGUGAUGAUCUCAAGAUCUCAGAGUGGAAACUACCCAAGGGACUGUCACUGACUCAAGGCUCUGGUUUCAAGAUCCUUGUUAUCAACGCGGCAGCCCGCAAUGCAUGUAUAACUGGGGACCUGCCUGCUGCUAUACAGUUGUUCACACAGCAAAUCGACGCCGAUCCCAACAACUUUGAUUCAUAUGCCAAUCGUUCAUUCGUCAUGGCGAGACAGCUUGCCUGGAAGGACGCGCUCCAGGAUGCAACCAAGUCGGUCAGCAUCGAGCCCUCCUUGAUCGGCCAUAUCUCCAAGGGCCUCUCCCUAUGCGGAAACCAGCAGGUGCACGAUGCGAUGGCAGAAUUUGACCUUGCGUUCGCGUUCACGAACGCAGACCCAAAGACGACCCAUUUCCUUUUCUUGAUCAAGGCCAUCGCAUUGUUCAAUACCAAUCCCUGCGAAAAGACCGUGCUGCCUAUCCAAGAGCUAGCUGCUCGUCCCAAUGCCGAUCCUCUCGCUUGUCGUGUUGUGGAAGCGUAUAUGCGAGUUCAGCUUGGGACCAUUGCCAUGGAUGGCGCGCUUCACAGUGAUGCUGCCGGCCACUUUACUGCCGCAGUCAACGCUGGCGCUUUCUUUUCAAAAUUGGACAUCCAUUAUAUCUUUUCGGCUGGGACCUCAAGUCCUUGUGGCAAACCGCAAACCAACAACGCUGUCACGCACUCGUUCGGGCAGGUAAAGUUGGGGCUACCCUCGAAGCAUAUCGAUAUAUGUUGGACAUGAGUGAUGAACCCACGAAGGCCAUCUUCCGUGCUUGGGUUCCUGGCAA